AAAACAGAAAUAUUCUUCAUCUUACAAGCCGAUUUUGUAGGAUUGAGUUAGGUUCUCCGGCAUCAGUUCUAAUAGUAAAAAAAAACCUUGCUGUAUUCCCCUAUAAAUUCUUCAUCUUAUAGUAUUAUACUCUCAAAAGGUGUUUCUUAAAGAAUUAGCAUUACCAUUCACAACACAUACACGUGCACAAUCUCAACAGAGAGAGAAAAAAAAGAUGGAGUUCUAUGAUGAGAAUUUCAUGGAGGAAUUAAUGGCACUAAGAAGAGAAACAUAUGAAAUUACAAAUCCAAGUCAAGAAGAAAAUCAAUUCUUCUCAUCAACAACUAAUAGCUUGAGUUUUGAUAACUGUUUUGAUCAAAACUCUUUAUCUUAUCUACCAAACUCUUCUUGUAGUCAACAACUUCCUCAAAGCUACAACAACAAUGAUCACUACAAUAACACUUUCAAUGAAAUCUAUGGUUCUUUACUCGAUGAAUCUUCGACACCCCAGAUUCUCGAUUCAUACUAUAAUAGUACUGUCGACGCGCCAUUUAUUUCUCAAGAAGAUUUUCCUUUGUCCAUGAUGGGAGAAGAAGAAGAUCAAAGUUUGCUUGGUGAAGAGCUUCAGAAUUUGGAGCUUCAAACAACAUGCAAAAUGGAGCCAACACAAUCACCUGAAAUGCCUAUAGUUUUCAACACUGGUACUAGUUUGGAGAGAAACAACCGAGCGAAGAAACUUCAAGGACAACCGUCGAAGAACCUAAUGGCGGAGAGGAGAAGACGAAAGAGAUUAAAUGAUCGUCUUUCAAUGCUACGAGCAAUUGUCCCUAAGAUAAGCAAGAUGGACAGAACAGCUAUACUUGGAGAUACUAUUGAUUACAUGAAAGAGCUUCUAGAGAAAAUCAACAAUCUGCAACAAGAAAUUGAACUAGAUUCAAAUAUGACAAGCAUUGUCAAAGAUGUAAAGCCGAAUGAAAUCUUAAUCAGAAAUUCUCCUAAGUUUGAGGUGGAGAGGAGUGCAGACACAAGGGUAGAAAUUUGUUGUGCAGGAAAGCCAGGGUUGUUGUUAUCAACAGUAAACACAUUGGAAGCAUUAGGUCUUGAGAUUCAACAAUGUGUUAUCAGCUGUUUCAAUGAUUUCACAAUGCAAGCUUCUUGUUCAGAGGAAUUGGAGAGAAGGACAAUGCUGAGUUCUGAAGAUAUUAAGCAAGCUUUAUUCAGAAGUGCAGGGUAUGGAGGAAGAUGUUUGUGAGAAUAUAUAUAUAUAUAAUAGAAGAAAAAGAACCACAAAGUGAACUUAGGAUAAUUUUUUCUUCAUGUGGAUUGAUUCAAAUGACAUGUUCAUAAUGUUUUAUUCAUCAAGAAGAGAGUAUAAUAAUAUUAUUAAUAUUUCUUGAAAUGAAGAUGUCCAUUUAU
Trifolium pratense (red clover) is the source of this 1395-nucleotide messenger RNA. Its product is annotated as transcription factor bHLH93-like. Gene Ontology annotation, biological process: regulation of DNA-templated transcription. The record is from RefSeq and is a predicted model, not a curated record. Gene Ontology annotation, cellular component: nucleus. Gene Ontology annotation, molecular function: DNA-binding transcription factor activity; protein dimerization activity; sequence-specific DNA binding. The transcript is spliced from 4 exons. NCBI's taxonomy places the organism in Eukaryota, Viridiplantae, Streptophyta, Magnoliopsida, Fabales, Fabaceae. The coding region runs from base 215 to 1231 and encodes 338 amino acids.